AUGGAUAAUUCAGAAUAUUGGUUAUUAGGGAGAAAGGUUCUAAAAUAUAGUAAGCAUUGUAGAGUCUGUGACAAAUGCGUUGAUGGCUUUGAUCAUCAUUGCAGGUGGAUCAAUAACUGCAUAGGAAGAAAAAAUUACAAAAGGUUCUUCAUCCUCAUGGUGUUUGCUCUUCUCUUGCUUAUUCUGCAGUGGGCUGUUGGGAUGCUUGUGCUGAUACUGUGUUUUGUUGAGAGAAGGAGAUUUUCUGCUGAAAUUGUUUCAAAGCUGGGUAGUAGCUUUUCCUUGGCACCCUUUAUCAUUGUGGUGGCUGUGUGCACUUUAUUAGCCAUGGUUGCUACUCUUCCAGUUGCACAACUUUUCUUCUUCCAUAUUCUUUUAAUAAAAAAGGGAAUCAGCACCUAUGAUUACAUUAUUGCUUUGAGGAGCAAGAUCAGGAGCAGGAGCAACUUGCUGUUGGUGGGCAGCAAAGUCCGCAAAUGUCCCAAGUGA
Zingiber officinale is the source of this 489-nucleotide messenger RNA. RefSeq names its product probable protein S-acyltransferase 22. The coding region runs from base 1 to 489 and encodes 162 amino acids. NCBI's taxonomy places the organism in Eukaryota, Viridiplantae, Streptophyta, Magnoliopsida, Zingiberales, Zingiberaceae. Gene Ontology annotation, biological process: protein targeting to membrane; peptidyl-L-cysteine S-palmitoylation. Gene Ontology annotation, molecular function: protein-cysteine S-palmitoyltransferase activity. Gene Ontology annotation, cellular component: Golgi apparatus; endoplasmic reticulum. The transcript is spliced from 6 exons. The record is from RefSeq and is a predicted model, not a curated record.